AUCUGGUAAGCGGAGGGGGCGGAAGAAGCGGAAGGUGGACGGUUCUUGGAGGGAGGGAGGGGGAGGGGGGGGUAAGAAGCGGGUUAAGAGUGAAGCUGUGAACAAGAAAGCCGCGAAUCAGCGACUCUGGAGGACCGCCUCUGAUUCUUCCUCCGAUCGGAACGGUGAGGUGGAGGUGGAGGUGGAAAUGGGCUUGCCGGCGUAUCUAAAGGCGCGCAAGGAGGCAGUUGAGGCUGCGAAGGCUGCUAUCGAAGAUACGAAUACGCCUCCGGAUGCGCUAAGGUUUCCACCGGAUUACAGGGACGUGUACUUUAGUGAUGAUGAGAGACUCGUGCCUUCCCCCACCUCUUGUUUCCAAUACCCAUAUUGACAAUAUAUCUCAGGGCGAGCUAACCUCCAAACCAAAUUUCAAAAGCCUCCCUCCUUGUGCACCAUACAAGGAUAUCCCACUGGAAGACUCCCUUGGUAUAAUCCCCUGCCCGAUAGCACAAUACCUCCGUGACUACCAGGUCGAGGGUGCUGCCUUCUUGCACAAAAACUUUGUCUUCCAGGAAGGCUGUAUACUGGGGGAUGACAUGGGCCUCGGCAAGACGGUGCAGGUGAUAGCCUUCUUAACAGCUGCCUUCGGCAAGACCGGCGAUGAACGGGACCGCAAGCGGAUGCGGAAGAUGCGCAGGGGUGCGGGGAGGAAGAGCGGGAGUUUGAUGUCUGGGGAUGAGCGGAAGGAGAGCGCACUAGAGGCAGCCAGGGCGGGCAGGUGCGAGGUCCUGAUUACGACUUAUGGGACGUAUAAGAAGGCAUGUGGGGACAUUAAUAUGGUGGAGUGGGAUUGUGUUAUUGCGGAUGAGUGCCAUCAGAUUAAAGAUAGAAGAACUGAAGUGACGAAAGCCAUAAAUGAGAUCAAUGCUCUUUGUAGGAUUGGUCUGACAGGGACUGCUAUUCAAAAUAACUAUGAGGAGCUCUGGACUCUCCUAAACUGGUGCCGACCCGGCAGCAUCGGAACCCUGACAGAAUGGAACAAAGCCAUAGCAAUCCCCCUCAAAAUCGGACAAUCCCACGACGCCACACUCAGACAGAUCGGCAAUGCCAGGAAGAUCGCAAAGCGCCUCGUAAACAACUUACUAGGAAAGAUGUUCCUCCGCCGCCUGAAAACUUUGAUAGCCCACCAACUGCCCAAAAAAAGUGACAAGGUCGUCUUCUGCCCCUUGACUGAGGUGCAGAGGAAGGCGUAUCAGGGAUUUCUGGACAGCGAGAUGGUACAGAACAUCAAGUACUCUGGCCAGGUCUGUGAUUGCGGGAAGUUGAACAAGAAUGGGGAGCCCGCGAAGAGGGGGGGGUGCUGUUAUGUUACUGACAGCACGGGCAGGAAGUGGAAGGAGAUGGUGUUUCCAUGUAUUCAGCAGAUACAGAAGCUCAGCAAUCACCUUGCUAAUUGGAUUCCCCAGAACGAGGAUAACCAAGAAACCCGAGAUAAGAAGCGGGAGCUACUAGAGACCUGUCUCCCCGACGAUUUCGAACGCAUAAUCAAUAGGGAAAUGUUGACAAACUUCAUGGACCCCGAAAUGUGUGGAAAAUGGAUUGUCCUACAAAAGCUCUUGAAAUUUUGGCACCAAAAUGAUGAUAAAGUCCUGAUAUUCUCCUACAGUCUUCAGCUCCUCAGGAUUCUGCACAAGCUGUUCCAAAGUACCGAGUAUAACGUUUGUUAUUUUGACGGGUCCAUGUCAUUGGAUGAUCGCACAAAUGUGGUUGCCGAGUUCAAUAGUGACCCCUCGCAAUUUGUCUUUUUGAUUUCAACGAGGGCUGGAGGUGUUGGGCUAAACAUCACAGCUGCGAACAAAGUAGUCAUUUUCGACCCUAACUGGAAUCCCAGUUAUGACCUUCAAGCUCAAGAUCGCGCAUACCGUAUCGGGCAAACCCGAGAUGUCGAAGUCUUCCGACUUAUCCUAGCCGGUACCAUCGAGGAGAUAGUCUAUGCCCGUCAAAUUUACAAGCAGCAGCAAGCAAAUAUUGGCUACGGCGCCUCUGAGGAGCGUCGUUACUUUUCCGGUGUUCAAGGCGACAAAACAAACCAGGGAGAACUUUUUGGCCUCAUCAACCUUUUCACAUUCCAGAACAACACUAUCCUAAAAGAGAUUGUGAACAAGACAAAUGUUGCGGAGUCGAGGGCUGGCGUUCAAGUUGCUGGAAUGGAAAUCAACAACGAAGAGGUAGAAGAUGUGGAGCUUGAUGAUGACUACGAAGGAGAAAAUGCCAUCAGUCAGCUAGCAGCUAUAGCGAAAGGGGAACAGGCAAUUAAGAAAAGGAAGGCACACAACCCUGUCGCCGCAAUCCUAGCAGAAGCUGGUAUUUCCUACACUCAUGAAAACUCCGAAGUUAUCGGCACAUCAAAAGUCGAAGCACAGAUAAGCAAGCGUGCAGUCGAGACCACAAACGACGCUAAUACCGGUGAUCUUGUUGCCUUCGAUGGCGGCUCCACUAGAUACAAGUUUCACCCGCCAGUGCAUAUUAUGAAAAGGCAAUUUUGUACUAUGGCAAAGAUGUUCUGCUUUGAUGAUGUUAGGGAGUUUGCGCUUGUCGUUGAAGGAUGGACGCAGAAGCAGAGACGAGACGCCUUGGAUAAGUUUUAUAAAAUGAGAAGGGAUUCAACAGCUAAAGGGGAGGAAGUUAGAUUGGAAGAUUUCCCAAGUGAGAAGAAGGUUGGCAUCAAGACGGAGGGGAAGGCCGAUACGGGGGACAUAAAUAGUAUCAAAGUAGAAGAGGAUGACGAUGAGGAAGGGGAUGAAUUGUAA
Molecule: messenger RNA, 2789 nt
Organism: Tuber melanosporum (Perigord truffle)
Lineage: Eukaryota; Fungi; Ascomycota; Pezizomycetes; Pezizales; Tuberaceae
Exons: 11
Coding region: 318-2789 (823 amino acids)
Molecular function (GO): ATP-dependent chromatin remodeler activity; ATP binding
Source: RefSeq, a predicted model, not a curated record